Thunnus maccoyii (southern bluefin tuna) is the source of this 523-nucleotide messenger RNA. RefSeq names its product S100 calcium binding protein S (gene s100s). The coding region runs from base 147 to 503 and encodes 118 amino acids. The transcript has 4 exons. Gene Ontology annotation, molecular function: calcium ion binding. NCBI's taxonomy places the organism in Eukaryota, Metazoa, Chordata, Actinopteri, Scombriformes, Scombridae. The record is from RefSeq and is a predicted model, not a curated record.
CCCUGCACCUCUUCAAAGACAAAGGAGGCCCUCCAUCAACACUCAGAAAAAGUCUUUAACACUCAAACUCUGCAUCGUUGACAGUGACUUAUCUGUGUCUGUGUGUGCACAGUCUCCCCUACGCGCCCAGCACAAGAAGCUCCAAGAUGCCGGACACAAUCAUGUCCAAGGAGCCCAGUUCCAACCUGGAGAGUGCCAUGCAGAUGCUCAUAAAAACCUUCCACAAGUACUCAGGGAAGGAAGGCGACAAGUACACACUGAGCAGGGGUGAACUGAAGGAGCUGCUACUAGAGGAGCUGGGGAGCUACUUAGGGAACUCCAAAGAUAAUGAAGCAGUUGAGAAGGUGAUGAACGACUUGGACGCCAACAACGAUGGGGAGGUGGACUUCACCGAGUUCAUCAUCCUGAUGGGCGCCCUCACAGUCGCCUGCAAUGACUUCUUCCUGGAGUUCAAAACAGAUGAGAAACCAAAAGACAGCGAGACGGCAGAGAAGAAAGAUUGAGUCAGUUAGAGAGAGAGCAA